Penicillium subrubescens is the source of this 1284-nucleotide messenger RNA. Its product is annotated as rRNA-binding endoribonuclease. Bases 1 to 1284 code for a protein of 427 amino acids. Gene Ontology annotation, cellular component: preribosome, small subunit precursor. The record is from RefSeq and is a predicted model, not a curated record. Gene Ontology annotation, biological process: maturation of SSU-rRNA; ribosomal small subunit biogenesis. Gene Ontology annotation, molecular function: RNA endonuclease activity. The transcript has 2 exons. Lineage: Eukaryota; Fungi; Ascomycota; Eurotiomycetes; Eurotiales; Aspergillaceae.
AUGGCGGACACUGCGUCAUCAUCGACUAAGUCUGUCCACACAAUUGUGCUGGACGCCGGCCCCAUUAUCAAGAAUACCCCGCCAUUGUCCACCCUGCUCGCUCAAUGCGACGAGAUUAUCACCACCCCCUCAGUGGUGAACGAAAUUCGCGAUCCCGACGCUCGCGCUCGAGUUGAAACCCUCUACCUGCCUUUCCUGAAGCAGCGAACCCCAUCCCCGAAAAGCUUCAAUGUCAUCAGCGAAUUUGCCCGUAAAACGGGUGACCGAUCCGUGCUGAGUCGGGUCGAUAUCGAGGUGCUGGCGCUGGCAUAUGAGAUUGAAUGUGAGCGCAAUGGUGGUGACUGGCGUCUGCGAAGCGUUCCCGGCCAGAAGCGCGUUAAUGGAAAGCCACCUGUCAAGGAGGAGGAAAAGAAGGAAGAGACGGAGGCUACUGUGGAAGAAAGCGUCGACGAGGCCACUGAGGCUGAGGCCGCUGUGACUGAGGUCGCCGAGGAAGCCAAGGAGGGAGAGACCGCGCCAGCACAAGAAGAGGAACCUGCUACAGGGAGCGCCACGGUCGAGCCUUGGGCUGACGAUGAUAGCCCUGAGCAGAGUAAGGACGAGGACGAGGCCGAGGCCGAGGACGACGAUGAUGCCGCUGAUUCCGACGGAGAAUGGAUCACGCCCACCAACUAUAAGAAGCGGCUGGCCCGCGAUGAAAGUGGCUCGUCAGGAAAUGGAAACGAGCCAAAGAGCAUGCAGGUCGCAACCAUGACUACCGAUUUUGCGUGCCAAAACGUCCUGUUGCAGAUGAACCUGAACCUCUUGUCGACGACCACUCUUCAAAGAGUUCAGCACCUCAAGUCAUUCAUCAAGCGCUGCCACGCCUGCUUCCUUACCACCAAGGAAAUGAACAAGCAGUUCUGUCCUCGCUGCGGGAAAGACACUCUUACCCGUGUGUCCUGCACCACCACUGCCAACGGUCAAUUUACCAUGCAUCUGAAGAAGAACAUGCAGUGGAACAACCGAGGCAACCGUUUCAGCGUUCCCAAGCCUAUUGCUGGCAGCGCCAACGGCAAGUGGAAGGGCGGCGGUGGAAAGGGAGGAUGGGGUACCGAGCUCAUCCUCGCUGAGGAUCAGAAGGAAUUCACUCGGUCCGCCGUCGAGGAAGAGCGGCGCCAGCGCCGGGAACGGGAUCUUAUGGAUGAAGAUUACCUUCCUGGCAUCUUGACUGGUGAGCGCAACAAGUCCGGAGGUCGCAUCAAGGUCGGCGCCGGCCGCAACAUCAAUUCGAGGAAGCGCUGA